CAGCGCUGGUCUGUCAGCUCGUCACUCUGAGCACAGCUAGCUUCAUGGCUAGCAAACACAAACAACACAGUUCAGGGAGCUGCGCGGCCGCUCUCCUCUGUGUGCCGUGUUAAGGGCGUCGCUCCUCAACACUCGCCGCACUAGGACGUGCAGCAGUCUGCACAGUGGUAUUUUCUGUCAGCGGUUCACGGCGAAAGGACGGCGGCGCGAGGACUGUAAUUGGAGCUAACUUUGGUUAGCUAGCUAACGUUAGCUUGCCAACGCAAUGGCCUCCAGGUGUAUCCCAUAUGAUGUCAGGCAUCCCUGCCUGUAGAGCCCGAGAUGACUGAAGUCCAGGCCACAGUGGAGUUCUCUGUGGAGCUCCACAAGUUCUACAACGUGGACCUGUUCCAAAGAGGGUUCUACCAGAUUCGUGCCGGUCUUAAGGUGCCACCCCGGGUUCCACACAAGGUUGAGACCAGUCUGCUUCACCCGGGAGGCUCUGAUCUGGCGUUUCCUGCUUUAGUCCAAGAUGAUGUAAUCUGCAGCAAAACCUUUCAAAUUCUGUACAAGAAUGAAGAGGUUGUAGUCAAUGAUGUCCUCGUCUUCAAAGUGAUGAUGCUGCUGGAUGAGAAAAAGGUGGAAGAGUCCCUCAAUGACAUUGAUUUCCAGCUCUUCUUGGAUUUAUAUUUCACAGAUGGUGAUUUCACGCCAGGUGAUCCAAGCUCUCUACAGAAUAUCAGUGGCCGCACACUUCGUUUGCACUUUAGCCUUCAGCGAGGCAUCCACCAACACGUCAAUGUCAUGUUUGACUACUUCCACCUGUCUGUCAUGUCUGUAGCCAUCCAUGCCUCCCUAGUGGCUCUACAUCAGCCCCUUAUCAGUUUGCCUCGACCAGUGAAAACCACAUGGCUUAACCGCAACGCUCCACCGCAGAGCAAAGACUCGGUCAUCCCACCUCUGGAAAAUGUGGUGUUCGGUGGCAGUUACGUCAAGCAAGUAUCACCAGAUGGCAGGACAUUCCUGGUGUCUGACCCUUGUCUGCAGCAUGCCUUCAGUCUGCACCAUAACCUCUGCUCCAAUCUCCUACUGGCCUACCGGGGCCUCUUUGACUACUUCACCUCUAUUACCAGGGACCUGCCCUCCUCCCAUCGUAUGGAACUAGCCAAGUCCAGCAUGCAAGUCCUAUAUGAGCGAGUACUCAGAAGACCCUAUCCCCGAAGUCAAAGGCUCGUCUACAUAGAACAACUCGACUUAGAGGCCCGCCUAGCUGAGUUGUGUGAACAUGUUAAGAAAGCCGAGUCCCCUGACGAGUUGGCAGAACUGGUCAAUAUGAACCUGGCACAGCUCUGCUCUCUGCUCAUGGCGCUCUGGGGACAGUUUCUCGAGGUCGUUUCCCUGCAGGAGCAUGUUGCUGCCCUACUCGCGAUGGAGCACCAUACACUGAGAGUACGGCGGUUUGCCGAGGCUUUCUUUUGUCUCGAACAUCCAAGACAAUCUGCACUGGCGUAUCAGGAACUACAUGCUCACAGUCACCAGCAGAUGACUAAUGCCAUCAAAAGCUCCAGCUACUUCUUGUCUUUGCCUCCACUUCCAGUAGAAUGUGCAGACCUAGAUGGUGAUGUAAGCUCCCUGCCAAUCAUCUUUGAAGAUAGAUACUUGGAUUCUAUCACUGAAGAUCGAGAUGGGCCCUGGCUCGGCAUGCACAACACAAGGACUGGCUCGGUGUCCAGCAAAAUGGACAAGCCCAACUCCAAGGAGUGUAGUGCAGCAGCCAGCCCCUUACCCGAGUCUCAGGGUGCCCCGAUGGAUAACACCUGGCCAGACAGCUUUGAUCCACCACCCAAGUCCAAAGGCAAGUCGGUCAAACUGAAGAAAAGUUCAAAGACUGAGAACUCAAAGAAGCUGAUACGACAGGGCUCCAAGGACUCUGUGGUGUUGGUGGGCUUUAAGAACCUCAAAGCUCCUUAUGGUGACCGCAAGCACAAGGAAGGGGAAGCUCCCCUCAACCAGGAAGAGGAUCCAGAUGCAUUACAGAGGGACUCAAGUAGUUAUUUAAGGACUUAUGCUAAUUCAGUGUUUGACUCUGGUGAUUCUGUUGCAGAUGACAAUAUUGGUACUGCUGCUGGUCCAAAAGGUUCCUUCAAAAAGCCUACAAACACUGACGUACAGAAUAAUCCUCAGGCUGGUACUGGGGUUAUCGCUACAGGCAACCAACCGCUUUGCAAAGAUGAGCAAGGUGACCACGGUGGCCAACUGCUGCCCCAGUGGUCAGCUGGGCUGAAGCAAAUAGAGGUGAAACCAUGUAAAAAGGGCCCAUACCAAGGGGGCAAAGUAACGGUUCUGCCCCCAUGUCGGACUGAUGGAACUGUCAGCGGUAAUGUUCCCGAGAUCACCCAGACUGACGUCUGUGAAUCAAAGCAGUCUGUCGUGGACUCUGUUUUUGACAAGCCUGGUAAAGAGGCAGCACAGCGCAGCCAGUCCUGUCGUGUCUCAGUCCAGGUGAAGAGUGAGUGUAUCAGGCUGUCAGAUGGAGGAGCCCCGAGUGCCUCAUCGAGACUCUCCGAUUCGGGCAUCGAAAGUGAGCCGAGCUCCUUCACCACUCGGCUUGUUCCGGGACUUCAGACCUUUGCAGGACUAGGCAUCCCUGGAACUGGCAGAGGUGCCCCCCCGCCUGAGAGGCCUCUCCUUAGUCCUGCACCACGGCCAGUUCAGCAAAGCUCCGAGCAAAAGCCCAGUGGGGCAGCAGACAUUCUUUACCCAGAAAAUACCAGUGCUGUCAGUGGAGUUCAGUCCUCUCUCACUUCCAUCAACUCCUUGCCCUCAGAUGAGGAGGUUGAAGGUUCCUCAAGGGGCUCCAGCGGAGCUGAAGUCCCAUGCAGGAAGUCCAGUGUUUUUGUGCAGGAGCAGAGUGUCGUGUUCUCUGAGGAUAUCACUAACAGACCUGGCAUCAACACGGCCUGCACCAUCAACACUACUGCAGCUGAUUCCCAUUUUGUAAAACCGUACUUUGACUUGGAAACGGAUGCCAAAUUAAUAGGUACUUCUGAUCUUGGACUAGAAGGAGCAGCUGGUUCUGGGACUGUUAAAGAAUCCCAUAGUGACCCCCAUACCACCUGCCCUUCCAGUAACUCUGCCACCAGUAGCACUGACCUGGUAAAACGUGGGAUGGUAGAUAACUACUUUGGCUCGUGCUCUAGCACAGAUGUGUCUGAGAUCAGCCCUGUGGAAACAUCUGCUAUUACCUUAGGAAUCCAGGAAGGACCGCAGGUCGAGGAGGACGAGGAUGAGACCGAACACGAGAUGAUCGAGAAUGGUUACUACGAGGAAAGUGAUGGCUCUGCUUUUGUCAACGGUGUUACUGAUGAGGAGCAAAGUGGGGUUGGGGAUGCGGCCGCUUCAGAGACGAGUCUUCUGUUUGAACAGCUUGGCAUCGGCUACCCCCGUGAAACAAAGGAUUUAUCGAAAGCUCCCAUCUGCUCCAACGUCGCCUCCAGCAGUGCUGGGUACAGCCUAGGCAGACCUCCCUGUCCCUUCACCUCCUUUUCCUGUAGCCUGCGGUGGUACGAAUGUGCAUCCGCACCACAGAUGAAAGCGUUCAUCAAGGCAAAGGAAGAAAUGACACACCUAAAGCUGCCUGGCUUCUUGUAUAGUGAAGUAUCUGAGCUGGCAUCCACCAUGCCCUACUUCAGCUUGGAGGAAGAUGAAACGUGUGAAGAAGGCAUCCAUCUCAUCGUCUGUGUCCACGGCCUGGACGGGAACAGUGCCGACCUGAGACUGGUGAAGACUUACCUGGAGCUUGGACUGCCUGGUGCUCGCAUAGACUUCCUCAUGUCAGAGAGGAACCAGAAUGACACGUUUGCUGACUUUGAGACGAUGACGGACCGACUGCUGGAUGAAAUAGUCCAGUACAUUCAGAUCUACAACCUCACCGUGUCAAAGAUAAGCUUUGUGGGUCAUUCCUUGGGAAACCUCAUCGCUCGCUCAGUGCUCACUAGGCCCAGAUUUAAAUGUUACCUGAGCCGGCUGCACACCUUCCUCUCCCUCUCUGGACCUCACCUGGGCACAUUGUACAACAGCUCUGCUCUGGUCAACACAGGCCUUUGGUUCAUGCAGAAGUGGAAAAAGUCCGGGUCACUCCUUCAGUUGACCUGUCGUGAUAACUCUGAUCCUCGCCAAACUUUCCUCUACAAGCUCAGCAAGAAAUCUGGUCUGCAGUUUUUCAAGAACGUGUUACUGGUCGGGUCACUGCAGGACCGUUAUGUGCCCUAUCAUUCUGCCCGAAUAGAAAUGUGCAAAACUGCAUUAAAGGACAAACAAACAGGCUCUGUGUAUGCUGAGAUGAUUGAGAACCUGCUGCUGCCAGUACUUCAGAACAAAGACUGUAAUCUUGUGCGAUAUGAUGUCAUUCAUGCCCUGCCCAACACAGCCAACUCCCUUAUUGGUCGGGCGGCCCACAUUGCCGUCCUCGAUUCUGAGAUCUUCCUGGAGAAGUUCUUCCUUGUUGCAGGCCUCAAGUUCUUUCAGUAGAACUGUGGUAGGAUCAAACAUUGUGGAUAAGAGGAAUGUGGAGCUAAUACCUCACUGCAUCUAACCUGUAUUCUGAUUAUCAUAUCUAGAUUAUCUCUUGGUUUUUAAAUGCAUAUAAUAAUUUUUCAAAGACAUGUCCAAUUUCCAUUUCAUGUUUAUGUUGUAAUCAGUGGAUAUGGAAAUUUUUAUUUUUCUACUGCCAUCUUUUAAACAGUGUUGUGUUUGGGGAAACUACUCCCAUCAUAUGCUACAUUUUCAGUGGUAUUUGUGUUAUGUUAAUAUUUUAAUUAAUUGUUCAAUUAAUAUUUGAUGCUGAACUGGAAAUGUAGCUGCUACAACAAUGAAAUGGCUGUUUUGGUGAUCUGGCCCAAGUCACGUCUGCACAUCCAUUCUCACCAUGGCAAAUGUUUCCCACCAAGAGACACUGCAUUGAUUUGCACCACAAUUACAUUUUACAAGCUUUUGUACUGAAAAUGAUCAUUUGUACAAGUUACUUUUUUAUCAACAAUCUUCCAUAAUUUUUAAUGGCAGAGAUUGCAUUUGAAAUGGGUUUGUUGCUCAGACUUUGCAGCCUUUGCUUUGGUCUUAAUACUUGCUGUUCUUUGCCAUUUCAGAAUGCUGCACAACAUUUACCCAACCUGGUGUUGGGAGAACAAAGCUUUACCGACAACAUAACACCAUUUUAUUACAGAGGUUUUAAGCAAUGAUCAUCAUUCAGUAAAAGCACAUUAUGAUAAUAUGAACUUUAUUUUAUUGAAAGUGUUUGGUUGGUAUAAUUUGGUCAAUGUGUUUGAACAAGACAGUAUUGCUUGACAUUUAAAAAAUGUUUCUUGGAAAAUUGUUGAUAUAUCCUACCAUUAAAUAUGCAUAUUAUGAAAUUGGUUAAAUGACUUUUCUUGUUAUGUGCCCCUCCUAAUUACAGGUAUUGGUAAACUAAGUGCAAGAAAACAGCUCUACGGUGAUUUAAUAUCAACUAGUAAUACACUCUUAGUCAUGCAGUUUGUGUGGGUCAGGGGGGGGGGGGGUAGUUUCAUGCACUAACACGGUUGUGAUGAAUUUGAGUCUAGAUUUGAUUAACAUUCAUAUACAUCUUUUGUUCUGGGUUCAUUAUGAUUAAACGCAUGUUUGUUCUGUUGUGCCCUUUCUUUCAAUGCUAUUCAUCUUGCUUUCAUUAUUGUUUAGAUUUUUUUCUUUAAUCGAUCAAAUGGCCCUGCAGAUGGCGGUGUCAUCACGGUCCUGUGUUAUUUUAAAGACCAACAAUAAAAGUGGGAAUUUGUGUGGAGUGUUUUGCUUAAACAUGCAUAAAAGUCUGAAGUCAGAGUAUUUUUUGAUUUAUUAGAAUAUCACUUAAUUCUAUUCUACAUGUAUGAUCACAUGUGGUUUAUUGUGCAUUAUAAGUUGUCAUUCCUACUGAGGCACUGUAUAUGUUACGCCUUUUACAUAAAGGAAGUUUGAAACCUCA
This is a messenger RNA of Pseudoliparis swirei, 5971 nucleotides long. RefSeq names its product family with sequence similarity 135 member A (gene fam135a). The coding region runs from base 322 to 4509 and encodes 1395 amino acids. The transcript is spliced from 21 exons. NCBI's taxonomy places the organism in Eukaryota, Metazoa, Chordata, Actinopteri, Perciformes, Liparidae. The record is from RefSeq and is a predicted model, not a curated record.